This is a messenger RNA of Astyanax mexicanus (Mexican tetra), 1017 nucleotides long. RefSeq lists its product as uncharacterized. The record is from RefSeq and is a predicted model, not a curated record. Lineage: Eukaryota; Metazoa; Chordata; Actinopteri; Characiformes; Acestrorhamphidae. The transcript has a single exon. Gene Ontology annotation, biological process: DNA integration. Bases 1 to 924 code for a protein of 307 amino acids. Gene Ontology annotation, molecular function: nucleic acid binding.
AUGGCAGACCUGCCCACUGACAGACUCACACCCGAGCCUCCAUUCACUCAUGUGGGCCUGGAUGUCUUUGGGCCCUGGGCCAUCAUGACACGGAGGACAAUUUUCACCUGCAUGGCCACCAGAGCUGUCCACUUGGAGCUGCUUGAAUCCAUGACAACUGACAGCUUCAUAAACGCUCUAAGAAGAUUUUUUGCAGUACGUGGGCCGGCCAGGCUUCUUCGUUCUGACAGAGGCACUAAUUUUGUUGGAGCCUGUAAAGAGCUGGGCAUUAACAUGGAGGACUCAACCAUAACUGCCUACCUGCAAAGCAAGGGGUGCUCUUGGGUUUUCAACCCACCACAUGCAUCACAUAUGGGGGGUGCAUGGGAAAGGCUUAUUGGCAUUGCAAGGCGCAUCUUAGAGGCGAUGCUGCUUCAGACUGGACACACUCGCCUUACACACGAGGUCUUAAGUACUCUCAUGGCUGAAGUGAUGGCUAUCAUAAAUGCCAGACCCCUGGUGGCCGUGUCCUCUGACCCUGAUAUGCCAACUGUCCUCACGCCUGCGCUGUUGCUUACCCAGAAGAUAAGCACCGUCUCAGCACCUUCAGGAAACUUCCAAAUGGCCGAGCUACAUGGAAAGCAGUGGAAGCAUCUACAAUGCCUAGCAAAUACAUUUUGGAAGAGAUGGAGAAGGGACUACUUGUCCACGUUGCAAGGUCGCCGAAAGUGGACUGAUGAUCGGCCGAAUGUCAAGCCCGGUGAUGUCGUCCUGUUAAAAGACAGCCAGGCCCAGAGGAAUGAAUGGCCUGUGGGAGUGAUUGUGAACACCCUGCCAAGCAGUGACAAGAGGAUCCGUAAAGUGGAGGUCAAAAUAGUAAAAGAUGGGACUGUUAGGGUGCUUCUGAGGCCAAUCUCAGAAUUAGUUGUUCUUCUCUCUGAGUAAAGUGAAAAAAAAAGAUGUUUGUUAAUAGAGUUUAAAUGCAAGUUCUGUUUAAUUAAGUAAUUUUGUAGUGGCAUAAUAAUAUUAUACCAAGCU